UCAUCCGCUUGGUAAGGGGGGGAAGUUUGAUCCUCUUUCUCACGGAUCGCAGUCAACGGGAGUUUUUUCUCCCAACUCUGUUCGUAGGAUUUUUUUCCUCCUAUUUUGGUUCCUUUUUUUAUUUUAGGGAUUUUUUUUCCCCCCCACAAAACAACGUGGUCCAUCUCAGCGCAGCGUCUGCAGCCCGCGCGCUCCGCUAAACUGGAUUUUAAUUUUAUUUUCUGUUUUCUUCCCGACUCCUAAGUUUGUUUCAAGCUCAUGACUAUGCUUCUUGAUAGCGGUCCGCAGUUUGCAUCCUUAGGAGUGGGGGGUUUCGGGACACCGCGGCAUCACGAAAUCGGGAACAGAGACCCGAGUCUGGGACUGAAUCCGUUCACCGAUUCCUCCCACUCCGCCGCGUUUAAAAUCAGCCCCGUGGCUCACGAUAUCGCCAGCAGCCAGACGUCCGCUUUCACUCCGCAAGCCUCUGGAUAUGCAGCUGCGCUGGGACACUCUCACGGCGGGCAGGUGGGCUCGUACGGCGGGGGAGCGUUCAACUCAACGCGGGACUUUCUGUUCAGGAACCGCGGCGGAGAGUCCGGCGCGCCGAGCGCGCAGCAUGGGAUUUUUGCAGCGUCGGCGGGGAGCCUGCACGGGCCGCCCGGGAUCACAGACAACCCCGGACAUUUGUUGUUUCCCGGACUUCACGACCAAGGAGUGAGCCACCCUUCCUCCGGCGGACACGUAGUGAACAGCCAAAUGCACCUCGGCUUACGCGGGGACAUUUUCGGAAGACCCGACCCGUACCGUCCCGUGGCCAGCCCGCGCACGGACCCGUACGGGGCGCAGCUGCACAACUACAACCACCCCAUCAACAUGAACAUGGGCAUGAACGUGCCCACGCACCACGGCCCGGGGGCCUUCUUCAGAUACAUGAGGCAGCCCAUCAAGCAAGAGUUGUCCUGCAAAUGGAUAGACGAGAACCAGAUGAACAGACCCAAAAAGACUUGCGACAGGACUUUUAGCACCAUGCACGAGAUGGUCACGCAUGUGUCCAUGGAGCACGUCGGCGGCCCCGAGCAGAGCAACCACGUCUGCUUCUGGGAGGACUGCCCGAGAGAAGGGAAAUCUUUUAAGGCCAAGUAUAAACUCGUCAACCACAUCCGCGUGCACACGGGCGAGAAACCGUUCCCGUGCCCGUUCCCUGGAUGUGGGAAAAUAUUUGCCAGAUCGGAAAAUCUCAAAAUCCACAAAAGAACACACACAGGUGAGAAGCCGUUUAAGUGUGAAUUUGAUGGCUGCGACAGACGCUUCGCCAACAGCAGCGACAGGAAAAAGCACAUGCAUGUGCACACAUCAGACAAGCCAUACAUCUGCAAAGUGUGCGACAAGUCAUACACACACCCCAGCUCUCUCAGGAAACACAUGAAGGUACACGAGUCUCAAGGUUCUGAAUCAUCUCCAGCAGCAAGCUCUGGAUACGAGUCAUCCACGCCUCCCGUGCUGGUCUCGGCCAGCACCGACGACCCGACAAAAACGCCGCCGUCAGCCGUGCAAAACACGUCUGGUCACAGCGAAGGACUGGCACCCAACUUUAACGAAUGGUACGUUUGAAGUCAGAAGAAAAAAAAAAGGAAAGAAAAAAAAACUCUCAAUGUGGACCACGAGAAUGGGGAUAAACGAGGAGUAGAUCUAAAGAAAAAAAAAAGGAAGAAAAAAUCUUCUCGUCCUCACAUCCAACACACAUCCACACUGUCAGACACACACACACCCCAAUACACACACACAUGCACACACAAACUCAAACAAAUCGGCUUGAAACAACAACAAUAACAACCACAACAGGAGAUGAGAGCAAAAGCCAGCACAGGCGGGACAAGUCCGUUCUCAGGAUCACGAAAAUUUGUCUUUUAUUCCGCAGUUUUGAAGAAAUUAAAAUAAAUCACAGCUAAAUAAACGUAAAACUUUCUCAGUAUAAAUAAAUGUUUUUUAUCUUUUAGUUUACAGAUUUCAGAAAAAAAUGUUUUAUUUUUCCUUUUAUGUAUUUUCUCAAAUUUUUAUUUAAAAAAAAAAAUUAAAAAGGAAUAUUAUUUCACGCUGUUUUAUAUGACGGUGACGCGCUGCUGUCGCCUCUUCAAUUGAUUGUUGAAACUUCAAACAGUCUUAAGAAACGUGCCAAAGUCUUUGUCAUGAACUUGAACACAGAAAAAAAAAUCAUAAAUAAUUAUUAUACUCGUGAAUGUAUUUCCUUGUUUGAUGGGGUCGAAUCUGUUGUCAACGUCCGUUUUCAGGUGGACACAUGUGGUAUUAGGUUACGAUUGUUACCGUUAAAUAUAACGUUGCCUUUUGUUAAUACCGUUGUAAAUACAUAUCCAUGAUGCCAUAUUUAUCAAUUUGUAAUUUAAUUAUGGGUAUAAGUUCUGAAACUUAAAUGAUAUUUAUGGAAAUGUUUUCUAACAAGAACUGUACAGUUUUGGUCAUAACCAGCUUAACAUUGAACAAAUGAUAAACUCUAAAGCUCCAACAUCGCGAUUGUAUCCUUCUGUUUUCUUUUUUCCUUUUUUUCUUCUUUUUUUAACCAAUAGGCCUACAUGUGUCUUAUUUGGAUCAAAAAAAAUCAUCUAUAUGAAUAGUAUGGAUUUGUCUAUAUAUAAUGCAGAUAUUUCCGCCAGUUUUAUUUUGCUUAUGAGACCAUUGACAUGUAUAAAAAUCAUUGACUUUGUAGAGCUGAGUUCAGUUGAGCUGAGAAGCUAUAUAUAUAUUAAAAAAAAGGUUCUGUUGAUAUCUUCAGUUUUGGUUCAAUUUAAACUUUUGUGUAUUUUACUUUUAUAGGAUCAGAAAUAGAUGUCAAUUCUUAGCAUAAACUCAGUACUGGAGGAAUAAAAAAUAAAAUUAAAAAAAGAACAAACCCAUCAGCCUAUUGCACUCAUGUACAAGUCUUAGACCAGUGUGCAAAGUUCAUGAUUUCCAAACUUCAGAUGACAGUAUCUCUUCAGUAUUCAAAUCAGGGUCAAGCACCCAAAUAUGCGCCUGUAUGGCAGUCUAUAUAGUUCCAGCAAUGUCUUUGUGCAAGUAGCCUAUGUUUAAAUGUGUGCAUCGGCAACAAUGGAACUGUCACAAACACAGUAUCUUCAAAAAUAAAAAAGUCUUUUUUUUGUCUGUCAGCUUGCAUUGUUUUAAAUGUAAUUCUUCUGUGAAACUAAGCGUGUUAUUUGUUGUGGUGUUGCAUAUAGAGCAGAUUGAUUACACAUUUGACUGUUUUGUGUGAAUAACUUGUCAAGAUGACCUUUUUUUGUGUGUGUGUUUAAGAAAAUUUUAGUCGAAGGAAUCCUAGAUCUAUGUGGGUUGGAGGAAGGAUACAUUCAGUGGCAAAAAGAGUUACAGCAUUGCAUUGUAACCUAUUCUCAAGAAUUAAAUAAUAUGCAUACGCAAAGUAUAUUGUACUCGUAUGAGAACAAUUUCAGACCACCAGCACUACUUUUAAAAUAAAAAAUGUAAAAAAAAAAAAAAAUUAAGGUACCUCUUGACAGUGAUAUAUGAAAUAAGUUUAUUUAAAUAAUUUAAGGAAUAUAUGUUUUAUAUGCUAUUUUCUAUACCUUAAUUUAAAAGGAGUACAUUUUCUUAUACCCACCACUUUUCUGCCCCUUGUCCUGAGGUCAGAGGAAAAUAUCUGAUGUAUAAACACAGCUAGAAUGUAAUGUUGUAACACUUUCUGGGAGAUAUGGGUCACACACCGAGUUAUUCCUGAAGAGCAAAAAUGUUUUACUGAUGAACUCUGUCACUGUGCCACACUGAAGCAACCAUGCUCCAACAGCAGGCCUAUGCGUUUAACCUAUUCAGCUACCAGAGUCAGACAUUCCUUGUAAUUUUUAGGCUACUGUAUGUUGGUUGAUUUGUUUUACCAACUAUUUAUGAAGAAAUGUGAACAGAAACUUUGACUGAAAUUAAAAAAAAACACAAUGAAAAGUUAUGCCCAGACUGCCACGUUGAUUAUUAUCACCAUGUUGCUGUGCACUCUGCAUGUUAACCAUACUGCAGACACUGUUUGCCAUGCUGUUUGUAUCAGACUGCUAGGAGUCACUUGAACUUGACACUGAUUAAGGCGCCAUCUUAGUGUCUUGGCUGAGUGUGUGUGACAGAGAAUGUGUGAGUUUGCGUGUGCCUUCAGUGGGACUACUUGGGUAGCAACUCAGAGAAAGAAAUUCCCGCUUGUGGAUAGGAAGUUCAGAAGGAGUGAUGGGGCACGUGUUUAUUACUACAAAAUUUGCAUGUAUUUUUUUUCUCUCCUCUCUUGAUGAGCAUUUACAGUUCUAAUAGUAUUAAUAAUAAUCCUGGCGCGCAGACUGGAAGACGGGCAGCUGAGGACACUGUGUGACCGUAAAAGCGGAGUGGCAUGCCUUGCCAAAAGCGGCACUACAGCGUCUCCCACUAGCCGAUUAACAAGACGCCACUACAUAAAAACAAGCAAAGGAGUUACCACACAUCAAUGGGUGCCAUGUUAAGCAUUUAAAUGGCGAAAAAAAUCCCUGAGAAUAACCACAAGAUUCACUUAGAAGCUAUCCCACGGAAUGAGAAGGGAAUAUCCUCAUCAUUUAUCAAAUGUGAUGCGAUAAAAAAAGCCAGAAAUAGCGUGCAGUGCAGGCUGUCACCUCACUGCCUCACUGCCUCACUUCCAGCUGUAACACUUUUGGUUCUCCAGCCCACAGUUAUCAUUUAAUUACAAACACAUUCACAUACUGAGUCGAAUUCUGUUUUUGAUUCUCACUUUUGCGCAAGCGCAACCCCUGCACUCUGUUUGAUUUAAUUUCUUUUCACCCCCCACUCCCCGUCUUGCCCUCCCAUCUCCUCCCCUCCCUCCCUCUCUCCCUCCCUCCCUCCCUCCCUCCUUCCUCUCUGCCUGCCUCCCCUCCCUUCCCGGCUCCUCUAGUCGCACAUUUCAAGUUUCUCCCACUCAGACGACGUGACGUAAAAUAACCGAGACCCGGUGUUCUGCCAAUCCUUGCUACCUGCCGAGAAAUGCUACUUUGCGGUUCUGCGCAUGCGCACAGUCGAUUUUCAAAGUUUGAUUGCCACGCCAAUAAUUUCUUGCACCAUGUAAAAUUGAUAAUAUGGGAUGUUGA
Messenger RNA from Cololabis saira (Pacific saury), 5099 nucleotides. It is a transcript of the gene zic3, whose product is annotated as zic family member 3 heterotaxy 1 (odd-paired homolog, Drosophila). The record is from RefSeq and is a predicted model, not a curated record. Gene Ontology annotation, cellular component: nucleus. Gene Ontology annotation, biological process: central nervous system development; regulation of transcription by RNA polymerase II. Gene Ontology annotation, molecular function: DNA-binding transcription factor activity, RNA polymerase II-specific; RNA polymerase II cis-regulatory region sequence-specific DNA binding. The transcript has 3 exons. Lineage: Eukaryota; Metazoa; Chordata; Actinopteri; Beloniformes; Belonidae. The coding region runs from base 259 to 1593 and encodes 444 amino acids.